Molecule: messenger RNA, 213 nt
Organism: Penicillium manginii
Lineage: Eukaryota; Fungi; Ascomycota; Eurotiomycetes; Eurotiales; Aspergillaceae
Exons: 2
Coding region: 1-213 (70 amino acids)
Source: RefSeq, a predicted model, not a curated record
AUGGAACUGAAUUCAGUUCAGUGGACUGUCAUUAAUUUUUCUUACGUCGCCUGCAGCUUUCACGGGGCUAUGAUCGAUCGCUACAUUGUGAGUGGCUCUGAGAAGGCAAAUCACUCCACAAUUGGGUCUUUUCCCGGAUGGAGCCGCGACCGCCUUGUCGGCGAAAAGUCUGCUUUGUCCGAUCACUCGGCGCCUUCGGGGGAUGUAGCUUGA